Messenger RNA from Zingiber officinale, 1164 nucleotides. RefSeq names its product photosystem I chlorophyll a/b-binding protein 2, chloroplastic-like. The record is from RefSeq and is a predicted model, not a curated record. Gene Ontology annotation, biological process: photosynthesis, light harvesting in photosystem I; response to light stimulus. The transcript has 3 exons. Bases 76 to 852 code for a protein of 258 amino acids. Gene Ontology annotation, cellular component: membrane. NCBI's taxonomy places the organism in Eukaryota, Viridiplantae, Streptophyta, Magnoliopsida, Zingiberales, Zingiberaceae.
UUCUCCCCCCUCCUCCUCCUCCUCCUCCUCAUCAUCAUCAUCUCACCACCACCCCCACACCCACCACCACCAUAGAUGGCCUCACUCUGUGCCUCAUCCUCUGCUCUUGCAGCCGCCACCGGCGCUUCCUUCCUCCGGGGCAGGAGUCUGAGGCACAGAGUAAGUCGGCCGGCCGUGCAGACCCCCCGCCAAGCCUUCUCUGUCGCCGCCACGGCCACGCCCAACCCCGACAGACCCAUCUGGUUCCCCGGUAGGACUCCUCCUCCAUGGCUCGACGGCAGCCUUCCCGGCGACUUCGGCUUCGAUCCCCUCGGCCUCGGGUCGGAUCCGGAGAGCCUGCGGUGGAAUCAGCAGGCGGAGCUGGUGCACUGCCGGUGGGCAAUGCUGGGGGCGGCCGGCAUCUUCAUCCCGGAGUUUUUAACAAAGAUCGGCGUCCUGAACACGCCGUCAUGGUACCAGGCGGGACAGCUGGAGUACUUCACCGACACCACCACCCUGUUUGUGAUAGAGAUCAUCAUGAUCAGGUGGGCGGAGGGGCGGCGGUGGGCCGACAUCCUCAAGCCUGGGAGCGUCAACACCGACCCCAUAUUCCCCAGCAACAAGCUCACCGGCACCGACGUGGGCUACCCUGGCGGUUUAUGGUUCGAUCCCCUCGGCUGGGGCACUGGAGACCCGGAGAAGAUCAAGGAGCUACGGACCAAGGAGAUCAAGAACGGCCGCCUCGCCAUGCUGGCCGUCAUGGGCGCCUGGUUCCAGCAAAUCUACACCGGCACCGGACCCAUUGAUAACCUCUUCGCCCACCUAGCUGACCCCGGCCAUGCCACCGUUUUUGCCGCCUUCACUCCAAAAUGAGCAAGGGAAGAGGCAGAUAUUGAUGCCGUGGAGGAGCUUUGUGGAUCAUUAAUGCUUGUGUAGGUAAUUAGGAUGGAUUUAAUUGGAACCAAUGGGCAUGCAUGGAGGAACUCAAUUGCCUACUUGCCUUGAAUACUGCAAUGUUCUUGUAACUUUACAUACAUUUUUUUUAAAAAAAUAGCUUUUUGAUAAAAAAAAUUGUGGCUAAUUGGUUAGCCUUGAAAAUUUAAUUCCUGAAAAAAUGACAGAUCAUCGACUUUGAUUAAUCAUUUAUAUAAGAUCCACUAUUUAUUAAUGAAAAAUUUUUAGAUA